AUGUCGCCAUUUGAGGCCCUAUAUGAGAAGAGUUGUAGGUCUCCUGUAUGUUGGGAUGAGGUAGAUGAGAGAAAUUUGUUAGGGCCUGAGCUAGUACAAACCACGAAUGAGGCAAUACAGAAGAUUAGAGAUCGUAUGCAAACAAAUCAAAGUAGACAAAAUAUUUACACUGAUGUUAGACAUAAAGACCUAAAGCUUGAAACUAGUGACGAAGUGUUCUUAAAAAUGGCACAAAUGAAAGGUGUUCUGAAGAAGUAUGUGAUGGAUUCAUCCCAUGUGGUUGGCUUUGAGCCACUGCAGUUGAAUGACAACUUGCGUUACGAGGAGAAGCCUGCAGAAAUUCUCGCCAAAGAGGUAAAGACAUUACGCCGUAAGGAGAUAACAUUUCUAAAAGUCAUGUGA
Molecule: messenger RNA, 402 nt
Organism: Benincasa hispida (wax gourd)
Lineage: Eukaryota; Viridiplantae; Streptophyta; Magnoliopsida; Cucurbitales; Cucurbitaceae
Source: RefSeq, a predicted model, not a curated record